CUUCAACUGACACGUAAUCGUUGUUGUUUGUGCUAGUGAUGUAGCGCGAGCGAGCUCACAUUCACAAUACUCCUAGGAUCCUCCCAGCAUGUGUAUCACUUUCCUUUCGAGUUUGUUUUUACCUUGGGUCUCACCGCUUCAAACCGCUCUCGGUGUCACGUUAGCAGUAUUUUUUGUUGUUGUGCAUGAUUGUACUAAAGUACAGACUUUCUAAAAGUGUCGGAACUAAGUUACUUCGGGCCUAGCCUGGCCAGUGAUAUGAUGAGCGAGUCGGUGGCAGUACAGCACUCAUCAUUCAUGGAGUGUGCUGAUAGCGCUCUACCGACCACGACGGUCAUGGCUAGCGCUAUGGCGACAGCGGGUUUGGCGGCCGCUGGCAUAAGUACUGGUAACAGCGUCAGGAUUCCCAUUUCCACGAGCGCCAUCACAACCAUUGGAGCAGCUUCGGCGGAUAGCGCACCCCGUCUGGCCAUAGACCAGGCGGGCAGCGUGACGGGUCAGCUAAGAGAUCCAGAUUCUGAGUCAUCCGAGGAAAGUGAGAUCGAUGAGUCUGAUCUGCUUGCCGAUGCCAAUCAGAACGAGCUGACCAAUCAGCUGGCGGCAGCAGGAACAGUCGGUGUGGCUGCAGCGGCUGCGGUCACAACUGUCCGCAAGCGUGGCCGCAACAAAUGGGAGUUCGAAACGAACCCCGCCGUCCGGAAGCGGCAGCAGACGCGCUUGCUACGCCGCCUGCGUGCGACACUCGACGAGAUGCAGGCACGCGUUGGACAGCAGUGUGUGGUGCUGACUGCAUCGCCAGGGAAGGCCGUUAGUACAAACACGUUCAAGUGCUUCGGUGCAUCACCGCUGGACGAUGUUAUCCGCGGCCAUCAAGACGGCAUAAUGAGAGAUUUGGAAACGUCACUGGAGCGACAUGUGUCCACAGCGCAAGUCCCCGACCCGGACAAACACGAACUACCACCACUGGUUAUUGAAGGUAUCCCCACACCGCUGAACAAGAUGACACAGGCACAGUUACGUGCGUUCAUUCCGCUCAUGCUGAAGUACUCCACUGGGCGACCGAAACCUGGUUGGGGAAAGGAUGACAUGAGGCCAGUGUGGUGGCCCGAUGGUUUGCCGUGGCAAAACGUACGUGCAGACAUGCGCUCGGACAACGAAAAGCAACAGACCCAGUGGACUGAAGCCCUGCGACAGAUAGUGCGGAACUGCUAUACGCAUCACAAUCGCCUCGAUCUGCUCCUGGAGACAGCAGAAGAUCCACUGGAUCAGUUGAGAGCAGAGCAACACGGGGAACUGGAUUUGCAGCAGAUUCCAGGACUUCCGGAACAGACUCAGGUCAUACUAGACUUAGCACAGCAUCCCCAACUGAUCCAACAUAUUCAGGCAGCCGAUGGCACCGCCAUGUUACUUCCACAGUACCUGGAUGGUCAGAUGGUGAUCAGCCUGGCUACGGACACUGGUCAAGUCGGUGUGGAUCCCCAGGUGGUUGCGACUAUAGCAGUGUCCUCAGCCACUGGUGGAGUGCAUACAGUUGCAAACACUACAGCGGCCAUAACAGAUAGCUGUGAUCCCAUUUUGGCUGAGCAAGUUAAUGUUGCCAGUGACUCUUAAUUAAUUGAUAUCGUCACGGUCAUGCGUGAUAUGACACCAUGCAGUAUUAUGCUACAGAAGUAACAGAAUCCCUAUCUCAGUAUCUGACCUAACUUGAAAAACACUCGUGUAACAUUUCGGAGGAGCUAUUCUUCUGGUCACAUGUCUCCAGCUGAGUCGGGCACUGCUGACUUUUUUUUCUGUAUUUUACGUGUGCAAACUAUAUUGUUUAGAAAGAAACUGUGCACCGUUGGCUUAGUUGCAUCAGUUUCAGUUAUAGGUUAUUUUAUCGCUGUAUGAUCUACCCGUGACAUCAAACGUAACCAGUCGUUCCACUGACUGCUACUUCAAGCCACACA
This is a messenger RNA of Sycon ciliatum, 1949 nucleotides long. RefSeq names its product DNA-binding protein P3A2-like. Gene Ontology annotation, molecular function: DNA-binding transcription factor activity, RNA polymerase II-specific; RNA polymerase II cis-regulatory region sequence-specific DNA binding. Bases 259 to 1611 code for a protein of 450 amino acids. The record is from RefSeq and is a predicted model, not a curated record. Lineage: Eukaryota; Metazoa; Porifera; Calcarea; Leucosolenida; Sycettidae. Gene Ontology annotation, cellular component: nucleus. Gene Ontology annotation, biological process: regulation of transcription by RNA polymerase II. The transcript has a single exon.